Molecule: messenger RNA, 9378 nt
Organism: Girardinichthys multiradiatus
Lineage: Eukaryota; Metazoa; Chordata; Actinopteri; Cyprinodontiformes; Goodeidae
Gene: ddx3xb
Product: DEAD-box helicase 3 X-linked b
Exons: 20
Coding region: 513-2708 (731 amino acids)
Biological process (GO): cell differentiation; gamete generation
Cellular component (GO): nucleus; P granule
Molecular function (GO): RNA binding; RNA helicase activity; ATP binding
Source: RefSeq, a predicted model, not a curated record
AACACGGAAGCUAGACAUUUUUAAACAAAACAAAACAGAUUUUAGUUAAUCAUAGCCAAGGUUAUAAUUAAGUAAAUCGUGUUAUUAACUGAACAAUUUACAUGCAUAUUUUAUCCUUUUUUUUUUACAGUAUAUAUAUAUAUAUAUUUUUUUUUUUUACGUUGGUCGUAUUUUGUUUUGAAAUUACCGGAUGUCUGUGUAUGUUUUAACUGUGCUAGCUUGCCAGACCGAGGACCGCUUCUCUGCCUCAGCCGAAGAACAAACCGACGCAGCUGGGUUUGCAUCAAGUAUCAAUCUUUGACGCCUAAAAAGAGGCAUUUGCUAUCCCUUCAAAUUCGGCAGCAGCAUUUUUGCAGAGUUAAAUAGAACUGCUAAGCAAAUUAAAUAACUGACAAUUAGCCGUAACCACAGAAACAGGCUAGAGGCAAAGAAGCCAAAACAAAACAUCAAAACCCGGCAAACAAAGAGGUCCUUUUUUCAACGCCAACAUUUUUCCUCCAUAUUCAAUAGUUAUGAGUCAUGUGGCCGUCGAAAAUGCCCACGGUCUAGAGCAGCAGCUUGCUGUCCUAGACUUGAGUGCUCCAGAUGGACAAGGCGGAGGGCGAUACAUUCCUCCACAUUUACGGAACAAAGAUGCAUCCAAGAAUGUGGGAAACGCUUUUGCUGCUGGACGACCAGGGGCCUACACCAUAGCGCCCGCAGCAAACUAUGGUUGGGAUGCAGGGCGCAACAACUUUGUCAACGGCUACCACGACAACCGCAUGACUGGCAACACGUUCAACCGCGGCCCGCCACGCAUGGAGCGGGGUCGGGGCGGCGUUGCGGGAGGCGGUUUCCGCGGCAACAGGGGGGGGUCAUUUAACCCCAUUACCCCGGCACAGCCCAUAAGCUUCGAUGCUGGUAGCUGGAACACAACCAAAGAAGCUUAUAGCAGCUUUGGCAACAACCGAGGAAAGUCUGCGUUCUUUAAUGACAGAGGCAACGCCAGCAGAGGAAGGUUCGAACACGGUGGAUUUGGUGGCGGCGGCGGAGGAGGAAACAGCCGCUGGGUGGAGGAGGCAAGGGACGAUGGAGACUGGUCCAAGCCGCUGCCGCGUAACGAACGCCUUGAACACGAGCUUUUCUCCGGCAGCAACACUGGGAUCAACUUUGAGAAAUAUGACGACAUUCCCGUUGAGGCCACAGGACAGAACUCCCCUCACCACAUCGACAGCUUCCAAGAUGUCGACAUGGGUGAGAUUGUUAUGAGCAACAUCGCUCUGAGCCGCUACACCAGACCAACUCCCGUGCAGAAAUAUGCCAUUCCUAUAGUGAAGUCCAAGAGAGACCUGAUGGCCUGCGCACAGACGGGAUCUGGAAAGACUGCAGCGUUCCUGCUUCCGAUUCUCAGCCAGAUCUUCACAGACGGACCCGGAGAAGCUCUGAAUGCAGCCAAAGCCUCAGGACAGGACAAUGGAAAGUAUGGCCGGCGUAAGCAGUACCCCAUCGCGCUGGUGCUGGCUCCAACCAGAGAACUGGCACUGCAGAUAUACGAUGAAGCCAGGAAGUUUUCUUACCGCUCCAAAGUGCGCCCCUGUGUCGUGUACGGAGGGGCAGACAUUGGCCAGCAGAUCAGAGACCUGGAGAGAGGCUGCCACCUACUGGUAGCAACACCUGGUAGAUUGGUGGAUAUGAUGGAGAGAGGCAAGAUUGGACUGGACUACUGCAACUACCUGGUCCUAGAUGAGGCAGAUCGCAUGCUGGACAUGGGCUUUGAACCACAGAUAAGACGCAUCGUGGAACAGGACACCAUGCCACAUAAAGGCAUCAGACAGACCUUGAUGUUCAGCGCUACGUUUCCUAAAGAGAUUCAGAUCCUAGCGAGAGAUUUUCUGGAGGAUUACAUCUUCCUGGCAGUGGGCAGAGUGGGUUCGACCUCGGAGAACAUCACACAGAAGGUUGUGUGGGUUGAAGAGAGCGAUAAGAGGUCUUUCCUCUUGGACCUGCUCAGUGCUACAGUAAUCCCCAGCGAGGUACAGGACAAUACUGGAGACAACGUAGAGAAACCCGGUAAGGACUCUCUGACCCUCGUUUUUGUGGAAACAAAGAAAGGAGCUGACGCCUUGGAGGACUUCCUGUACCGGGAGGGCUACGCCUGCACCAGCAUUCACGGCGACCGUUCCCAGAGAGACCGUGAGGAGGCCCUGAACCAGUUCAGAUCGGGAAAGUGCCCCAUUCUGGUUGCUACCGCGGUUGCAGCUCGAGGUCUGGACAUCUCCAAUGUGAAACACGUUAUUAACUUUGACCUUCCAAGUGACAUAGAGGAGUAUGUCCAUCGUAUUGGACGUACGGGGCGAGUCGGAAACCUGGGCCUGGCCACAUCAUUCUUCAAUGACAAAAACGGGAACAUCACAAAGGAUCUGCUGGAUAUCCUAGUAGAGGCUAAACAAGAGGUUCCCUCAUGGCUGGAGAGCUUGGCCUAUGAACACCAGCACAAGAGUAGCAACAGGGGGCGCUCUAAGAGGUUCUCUGGUGGUUUUGGAGCUCGGGAUUAUCGCCAGACAGCUGCUGGAGGCAGCGUAGGAGGUUUUGGGGGGCGAGGAGGACGCGGCCAGCAAGGACAUGGAGGAAACCGUGGCUUUGGUGGAGGUGGUUUUGGGAACUUCUACACAAGCGACGGGUAUGGAGGAAAUUACUCGCACUCACAAGUCGACUGGUGGGGCAACUAGGUGUCUCCAUUCCACCUUUACUCAUCUUUCUUUCCUUCUUUAAUGCCCUUUCCAUCAUUUCCCCAACCAUGUCAUCUACACCCCAUCCGUCGUGUCACCUCUAUUAUUCCCUAGAACCUACAUGCAUGUUAUUAAACUAUUUAUACUCAUUUAUAUAUCCCCUCCUUCUAGUCCCAGUCAGUCAUGUCUUUUAUUAUUAGCUUUAGAUUUCUAUUGUGCUUUCCAUCUACAUUUUGUCUUUUUUUUUUUUUUUUUUGAUCUCUCUUUAUGAUGGUGGCCACUUUUAUAAAGGAUUCUUGAGGUUUUUUUUGUGGUUACUUCCCAACGAAGUUGAAGUUGUUCUCAAAGCCCCAAGCAUAGGAUGCAUUAAGACUUACAGACAUCUCUAGGCAGGGCAGCAUCCUUUUUGUGAUCUUUUAGAUUUGAAGUUUGAGCUUCAUGUGUUUUUUGUUGUUUUGUCUCCAUUUACCCACAGUCAGGCAGGCUCCCUGUGUAACUUUGUAUUUAAUGCAUGGCCACGUUGUAAAUCACCGGCCAAAAACUUUCUAAAACAUGGAGCUGGGUGAGACGGCAUAGCAAAACGUUUCUGUAGAAAUUCAGACAUAGAAACUUUGUUCUCCUUCAUUUAAAUGGUAGAACAUCCAGUUUUUCCACUUUUUAAAGCAUCGAUAUUUGAGUUACUUUUGUCUGAUGAAGAAAACGACAAACUGGAUCACCCUACUAGUGAAACGUGAGUUUUGCCCACUAGAUGGCAGUUGUUAAAACUUGAUUUCUUCAGUUCCAACCAACAAUGUAGAGAAUCUUUUUGUUUCUGUACUGUGCCUUUAAGAAUUUUAAACUCUAUGUAUGUUGCUUUUCUCACUAUAAUACCUAACUGGCUGCAAGUAUAGUUUAAAGGUUACUGUAUUUAAUGUCAUGUGUGGGUUUAAACACGCACUUCUUCAUUCCCAUUUGGAUGGAAACAAACUAGGCUUGAACUGAAUCAAACCUUGGCAAAAAAAAAAAAAAAAAACACAAAACAAAAACUAAAACAGAUGAAAUGAGGAAAGUUAAAACUCCUCAUGUCCUCUAGAUGUAAAAUUCACCAGAAGUAUCUGAUGAACUGUUUCCCUGAAGUUUCCCUCUGCAAACACAUUUUCUGUGUAGGUGAAACUAUGCGCUCAGCUUGGUUGUAGGUUUUAUGGGAAAAUACUCUAGUUUCUUCGACCCGUGCGUCAAAUCCAGAGCUCUGGUCAGAGCUUGCGGCUUGGUUUCCCACAGCCUUUGUGUCACUAAUUGUUGCCCACAGACCAAAAAGAAUACUGUUUGUGCAUCAGCAGAAAUACCACUGACAGCAUUAAAGUUACUGUACCUGGUGAAACGGUUAAUGAAAGCAAGUAAAAGUUGGUCCAGGAGGCUCUCGGUAAUGUUAAAGUAUCAAAGUAAAUUUUGUGUUUCUUUAUCCGACUCUUAGUGUCAACAUACUCUUGGGAAACCGAAUCUGCUUCCACCUCAAACCUCAGUCUUGUUUUAUUUAUUUUUUUUUAAUACUUCUUGCAACUCUCAAAAGUAAGUAAAAAACAAAAAAACAAAAAAACAUGCUCACUCUAUCCUGGAGAGUUAAACGAAAAGCCUUCUCCUAAAUAAAUCUUUCCAGUGUUUUAUUAUUUCGUUCGCUCCUUGAAAUCUGUUGAAGUAUAAAGUGUUGGAAUUACUCGUUUUUACUGCAAUGACAACUGGGGCUUCCUGAAGAUGUAAUGCUGCGUUUCCAGAGCACAUAAUGGCCACAUGCUGCAGCGACUGACGAGCUGUGCACACUAAGCUACGUAUAAAUCUAAAUUUUGCCACCACCAUGCAUUAAAAACACCCACACCUUGUUUUUAAGGCCCAUUUUUUUUCCUAUGAAGGCACUGAACAGACAUACAGCUGCUACUCGCUGGCUGCAGGAUGUUUCCAAAUAUUGCACCAAACCUCAGGUUAGUGUCUGCUGAACAUUAGCCCUUCUUGAACUGGUAAAUGCACAGCCCAGUUCAGUGUGUCGCAGCAUGAGUCAGAGCAGCCACAAUGUGCUGGUGGAAAAGUUGCGUUCACGUGAGCAAUCUGAUCUCUGGGAAGUCCUGCUUAGCUCUGUUGCAGAUAGAAAUCUCAACGAGAAAGCCGACUCUGCACCUUAAAUAUCUACAUUUUAUUUACUUGAUGAAAAAUACAUGUAAAUAGUUUGAAUCUUAAAACAAAACAGAGGGGGAUUUCCACAGAAAGUGUGAAGGAUUAGGAGUGUGUAAAACUGGUCACUCAACAUGGACCAGACUGUCUGGAAAGCUUUGUUCAGUGGGCGGUGGAUCGAGAUUAAUAACGUUAACAGCAAAACAGUUCACUAAUUUGUGCUCAUAACUUCCUAAGUUGCCCACUGCCUCUGACAAAGCCAGACCAAGACAAUAAAACAUAUGCAAGUGUUGUUGUUUUUUUGGUCAAGAAGUUCAAAUACUGAGCAGACUGAUAUGAAUCUAAAGCAGGCUUUAGUGAUAAAUACCAGAUUUUCCAGUCCUGUUGCUUUUAUUUCUCUUCUGUUUUGACCUUUGAAUCAAAAAAUUUCCAGUAAUUGUUUAGCUCCAGUUCCCUCGCAUCUGUUCAGCCAGGAUGUAAUGAGUUUUCCAUUGAGUACAGGAGACAGCUGUUACAGGAUGCAACGUCGCACUCCACCAUGUCUUAUUAGUUGCUCUUUAGAUCCAUUUAUUUAAAAAACAAAAAAAACAACAAAAAUUUAGGCUCCAUUCUCAGCUUCAUUUGUCAAAUAAAUGGACCUUGAAGUCCGACUGAUUAUAUUAAGAGCUACAACACUUAGAGGUGGCUCAGUCUAAGAUUUUAGCCUAUCAGGGUUUUUCUUUCUUGCAGCAAUGGUUGAUAGUCUCCAUAUUAAAUUUCUUCAAAGAACAGCUGCUUGGUAUGAGCAAACAACCAGCACCGAGUUAGAAUCUAUAAAGGUACAAUAUGUUGCUAAUGACAAUCAACUGUAAAACAUAAACUUGAGUUUAAGUUGCAUGUUUAAUGAUUUGCGGUCAUCUCUACAUGCAGAAGUUUAGUCGUGCAGCUGCCCAACUUCAAACCGUGUCUACCACGAUGAUAAAAUUGACCGAAAUUGAGGACAAUCCUCCAAAUCCUCAACUUAGCCGACUCCCUGAAGCUAACCACUAUGUUGGGAAAAUUCUGCACAACCAGCCUCAAUCUUUGACCUUGCUGUGAGCUGCGUUACCGUUGAUAUAGUUAUUGUUUGAGUACGGAUACUGUUGGCAUUUGUUACUUGAAUCCAAAGCGGCUGCUGCAUUUAAGCAGGCUUUUCAUGCAGCCACUUACACUUGUGUAUUAUCAUAAAUGCUUGGAUCACGUCCCCUGAUUGAGAUCAGUGCAGGUUAUAGAAAUUGCUGUGCCUUCUACUGACCACUAGGGGGCAAUAAAGGAAUAAGCACUUUGUUGGCAGCUGCAUGUUUUGAUACAAUUGUUUUUGUAAAUGGUAACCAAUGGAAGAUAAAUGUUUAGUUUUUAGGUUGAUAGGCCACUCCUGUGAAAUAUUAGUCAGAUAUGCAAUGCAUGUGCGUCUUAAGAGCAAAAUUUACUGGUAGAUGUAUUUACAAACAAAAUCAAGCUAGAGCAACGCUUAAUUAACACUGUGCCCCAAAUCUCAAACCUUGAUAAUACUGCUGGGCACUAGAAUUUCUACCAAAGUGAAGUAAACUUCUGUUUGUUUAGAUUAUGUACUCAAAGAUUUUUAGUUUUUAAAACCUUUUUUCUUUGUCUGCUAAAUUUAAAUAAAAACUAUUAGCAGGUCGUGUGCUAAUGUAGUGUCCAAUUUCCAAAAUGUGCAUAGUGCCUUGUAAUGACUGAAUUACUGGUUCAUACAUUGGUUAGGGCUGGGUAUGUUUUCAGUUGGAUAUGAAAUCCAUACUCCUGCUCCCUAAAUAUAAAACUGUAGGUGUGUAAAUGUUACAUCUCUGCAUGUGAAUGUCACAGAUUGACUACCUCAAGGUACGAUCACAACAACCAGAGGGGCAUACAGAGAGCUUGUCUUCAUCAUGGCUGGUGGACUCAUUUCAUGCCUUUUUAACAAAAGAUAAAUUAGUUUCUCCUUGAGUUUCAUGAAUGUCAAUAUUGGUAGGUAAUGCGAUUACUGGUAGGUUUUGCUCUCAUACUACAAUAGAUUGUUUGUACCAUCUGCAGUUACUUGGCACAAGCUCAUUCAGACACAAAUCCGGCACAAACCAACAAAUUAAUUCCAGUGCUGCUCAAACAUUUACAUUUCUUAUUUUGUGUCGUUAAUGUUACAUUUCAAACAGAUUCUUGGCUUUUUAGCCACAUUUAUUCGGGAAUGUUGGUUGUCACGUUAAUCCUAGUCGUACCGGGCUGAUUCCUAGUGGCUUGCUAUAAUUUCCGGCAUUAUCAGCAACACAUAAAGCACUUUAAAAGAUUAAACAUCUGCUAAUCCCUGUUGUAUUGCUUGCUAAUUAGAAACUGCUAGCAUGCUAACAUGCUAAUGGCAGUCAUUGCAACCUGUAAAGCAUCGAGUUUUUACUGUUGACCUGUACCUAUGCAGAAUAGCAGGCAUUUAUUUUUUCCGCUCAGUGUUACUCUGGGUGCACUGGGAAGAUAUGACACUCGUUUUUUCUUUUAAAAUCCUCAUUUACAAAUCCAGCACUUUAUUUUUUAAUGUCGUUUCUAAAACCCAUUGAUGCCUUAUAUUAGUGGUGGAUACCCAGCCCUAAGGGAGCAGAUAGCUAAGUUUGUUCCUGAUGCGCUCAUCAUGUACGCUGAUGACUCUGUGCUCUCUAAGUUAUUAGCAGGAGUUGCUUUCAAAGACAUGAAGAACAAUUAAUGGUGCUAUGCUCCCAUUGCUGCGGCCUGCAGGCCUCCCUGUUGUAAAAUAACUUUAAAUCCCAACAGAGUUUUGCAGAAAAUACUGUUAGGUUAAAGCUUGUUUAUGUUGAGUCUAAUGUAGCACACGUCCUUGACGACUCUGAGAGGUUUUACGACUGAAAGUCUUCGUCGUGUAGCACAGUCAGGCAAGGUUUGCCCACAGUUUAAUGUGGCUUGUUUGUUGUAAGCAAAGGUCCUUUCAGAUAGGAAACAGUUUCUAUUUUAUUUUAUUUUUUUCAUGGGACCAGGUGGAGCUCCAGUCAACAGCAACUGUAGGAUUCAACUGUUUGCCGAGUUCUUGAGUCUACUUUCGCUGCUAGUUUGUGUAAUUUAUCAAGCAUUUUUGGGGCGAUAUGUUUAUUUUUAUAAGCCUAAUACAAAAGUUGAUGUUUUACAAAGUGACUUGACCAAAAGACAGUAAACAAAAACACUGGCACUUGAAUGUUGAAUGUCAUUGGUAUGAGUGGGGGAAAAAAAGAAAUCUCUAUUUUUCUGGGGUAGUGUGAGCUUUUUAAUGUAAAAAGAUGCAAUGAGUGGGGGUUUCACACUCAUUAUGUCACUGUAACAGGAAGUGCUGGUUUGUGCUUUCUUUUAAAGAGUGCCAAAAUCACUCGUUUAUUUCCAUAUUUACAUGUGGAACCUGAGGCAUUCAGGUACCUCUUAAAAAAAAUCCCCCCCCUCCUUUCUUCAGAAUCACCCUAAAACCAAAGUUUUAGUUUAUUACCAUCACUGUUUGUGUAUUUAAGGUUGAUAUUAGGAGUCUUGGCCAUAGCAUGUUUAUUAUAAUCAAAAAUUUAAAGUAAAAAUGUCCUAAAAUAAAAAAUAAAUAAAAAACUCGAUGAAGUUAAGCCAAAAUUAAAACGAGGACUGCAUAAAACCGUGUCUUUGUCAACAAUAAUAUUACAAGUGAAGCACUGGCCGUCGUAUCGCACGUUACUGUGACAUAUGAAGUGAAACGCCCCGCGCAGGUUACCUUAAGUCAUAUUUAUGAUCCAUAAACCUGUUAGUGCGACAGGCUCCGUCGCUAAUAUUAGGAAGAAAUAAUCUUUAAUUGGCAAACAGAUUUGAUUAAAUUCCAAAUAUGCCAAGGUUUGGAUUAAAAAUAAUUAAAAUAUGAUUAAAGACCAUUUUGUAAAAAAAUAAAAAAUAAAAUAAAAAAAAUAACAUGCAGUACAAAAAAAGGAUCAAGAUUCUCUUCAAGUCAGUUUUACUUUUUAGUGUCUUUUUUUUUUUUGUGGGAUUGUAUUCGUUUUCCUCGUUGUUAAAACCCUCGUUGUGAAUGUUUGGCAAGUGGCCGUCUUUAAAGUCUCCAUCACGCAGAGUUGACUGUGGUUCUAUUGCUAUGUUGUUGUGAUUUGCAUAUUUUCAGGCAACAGUGCAUUAAUGCUGACACAGGAGUUUCUGGCCAGUCAGGAAAAAAAAUUGGCUUUUUUUUUUUUAACACUUUGUUUUUUUUUUGAGCAAACUAAUUGCACAAGAACAACCUUGUUGUGACUUUCUCUGUUUAAAAAGACUGCAAAUAAAUAAAGCGGAAGUAUGUUUAUGAAUGAUUGUUUUAGCGGGUGGGUUUAAAAGACUUGGGAGUCCAGUGCUGUCUUCAUUACUGAUUGGCCAGACCACUCGAUGUGAUCUAGCAGAAGCACCAGCCUGGUAGUUAGUUAGUAUUUGCUUUAUGUAUUAGUUUAGCAAGUGUGCAUGAAGAGCACUGCACGAAGAAAAAAAAAAAAAAAAACUGUGCAACUAUUCCGAUUUUACCACAAUUAAAGGUUUGGAUUUGCAGAUGUGA